AUGCAACAACGUCGAGACGAGAUUCUCGCGAAGAAGGCGAAGCUCGCAGAGCUCAAGCGGCAGAGAGAGCUUCGCGCCACUCAGAAUGGACCCGGUCGCCCAAGUUUCAGCGGCACUGAUUUGAUCUCGCCAGCGCCUGCCCGAGCUGACAAUCGUCGAGAAAUCGAGUCCCUUAUCAACAGUCUAGUUGGCGAGAGUCGUCCUGGCUCGGUUACUACAGGUGGCGCUGCAUCGCCGGCACACCGAGGAAGCCGUCCAAACAGUGUCCUGAGUGCUGGAGAGACAAGCAAUGGAGCCAUCUCGGAGUUCACGUCACCGCCCGGCAUCGAAAUUCCAGGUCAGACCGUGUAUAGCCAGCCACAGACCCUGAGCACGGUCGCUUUGACAACGAUAUACGAGUGUCCGCCUUCACCGGUAAAGGAGGUAUUCUCUUACAGCAAGGGUGUGCAGACGUCCGAGGACUUGUUCCCAGCAGCGGCACGACCACGGGCAUUCUCGCUCGAGUCCUUGCCUGAGGAUGCGUCGUCGACAUCCAACAAGCGCAUGAGCAGGAGAGAGCGAGACCGGGAGGAAGAGCUGCGACAAAAGCUUCGGAGGGAAAUAGAGGAGGAGCUCCAAGCAGCAAAGGACUUGACGGCAGAAGGCGAUGUUAAGAAAGCGGCCUUGCCGGACUCAAGCUUCGCUACGAGGACCUUGACGAACGACGAAUUGAACGCGAUUGUCUCAUCGGACGAGUUUGUGGACUUUUUUGAUCGAUCAUUGAAGGUCAUCGAAAAGACUCUGGAUCAAUAUGAUGUUUUAACAGACUACACGCUAGGAGCGCAGGACAUCGAGGACGAGGACGAACAAGGCAACGUCGGGGGCAAGGGCCGACGCAAGGUCAAGGAGAUAAGUCAGUUUUACGACGAACGGUGGUCCAAGAAGCGCAUGGUCAGCGCUAUAGACUUUUCCCCAAAGUUUCAAGAACUGGUUCUGGCGUCAUACACAAAGAACCCCUCGGCGCCGCAUGAGCCUGAUGGGGUUGUUCAAGUUUGGAACAUGAACCUGCACGAUCGACCCGAGUUUGUGUUCCACGCACAGUCCGACAUUCUCACCGCCAAAUUCUCACCCUUCCACCCCAACCUCAUCGUGGGCGGAGCAUACAGCGGACAGGUCCUACUCUGGGACACGAGAGCUCGAUCUGCGCCAGUCCAGAGGACGCCACUUACAGGCUACGGACACACACAUCCCGUUUAUGCUGUCGAUAUAAUCGGCACACAGAACGCCAACAACAUCAUUUCAUGCUCCACCGACGGUACGGUAUGCGGCUGGGCGGUUGAUAUGCUGGCCCAGCCUGCGGAGACACUCAAUUUGCAGGCGCCACCACCCAACAAGACUGACUACAUCAGCCCUCUUUGUCUGUCCUUCCCACAGACUGACCCGACCUUCUUUUUGGUCGGCACAGAGGAGGGCACCAUCUUCCCGUGCCACAGAUACGACCGCGCUGGUGCCAAGGCUGGUGUCGAUCCACGGGUGAGCUACAAGGGUCACGCCGGUCCCGUCAUGUCCCUCGACUUCCACCCAGCCAGGGGACCUGUUGAUCUCGGCGACCUGGUCAUCUCCAGCAGCCUGGACUGGAGCGUGAAGCUCUGGAAGGUGCGGGCACCUGCCACGACGUCCGGCAUCGGUGGUGCCGGUGCUGGAGGCGAGGGUGCGGUGUCACACCUGAUGGAGUUCGUCCGCGAGGACGUGGUCUACGACGCCGCCUGGUCACCUAUCAAGCCAGGCGUCUUCUCGCUUGUCGAUGGCGCGGGCUGGCUUGAGCUUUGGGACAUCACCGUAGAGACGGAGGAGCCGGUGGCGAGGAUCAGCCCCAGCUCGAGGAAGGACAGCCGGGCCAUGCUUUCCAAGAGCUUGAACAAGGUGAAGUGGGAACAGCAGGAGGGUAAGCGGUUAGCCGUUGGCGGCAUCGAUGGCGCCUUGACGGUGUUCGAGGUUGGCCCAGACUUGGGUGGCAAGGAGAACCUCAAGAAUGAGGAGUGGACAAACGUCAAGAAAUUGGUAAAUAGAGUGGAGGCGGUUGGUGUGAAUGAUACGCCCAGAGCCUUGUUCUGCUGUGACCGUCCGGGUGAGGAGCAGAUCCCUGUACUGGGUAAUUACAUAAGCGGUUGGAACUCUCUCAGACGCGCCGCAUUGAGGGCCGCCGUUUCGGCGUCCCGUGCCCCUGUGGCCAAGGUCCAAAUUCUCGGAGUCGCGACACAGAUCUCUGCACCAAGGAUAAUUGUACCAUCGGCUGUGCGCUGCUUUUCCCAAACCCUGCGUGUCGCCAGCGAGGAGCCUGCACCCAACGUCGCUGAAGCCGAGAAAGCUGGUCGUAAUGGAGAGGAGCCUGGUUUCGGCCUGUUCGUCCGGAACAUGGUGUUCGAGGCAAACGAGGACCACCUAAGGGAGGCUUACGAGAAAUACGGCGAGGUCACCAAGGCGGUUGUCGCACGAGAUGCUCGCGGUCUCAGCAGAGGAUACGGAUUUGUGUGGUUCACCGAUAAGGUAGCCAUGGAGAAGGCCGUUGAGGGCACCAACUCGUCGUUCUGGCACGGACGCCGCAUCCAGGUCUCACCCCGGACAGCCAAGUCUAGCAGGAACGAGUCGACCAUGGGACCAACCAAGUCCCUGUACGUCGGCAACAUCCCUUACGAGACGACCGACGCCGAGCUGAACCGCAUCUUCCGCGAACUGGAUAACGUGACCGACGUCCGUGUCGCUGUUGACCGCACCACGGGAUGGCCCCGUGGCUUUGCCCACGCCGACUUCACCGACGUGGAGUCAUGCCAGGAGGCGAAGAACAAGCUGCAGGGUACAACUAUUGGUGGUCGGGAGUUGAGGCUCGACUUUGCCUCUGAGGUCGUCAAGUCCAGCAACAGGCGAUAA
Messenger RNA from Diaporthe amygdali, 2907 nucleotides. Its product is annotated as cytoplasmic dynein 1 intermediate chain 2. Gene Ontology annotation, molecular function: RNA binding; dynein heavy chain binding; dynein light chain binding. The coding region runs from base 1 to 2907 and encodes 968 amino acids. The record is from RefSeq and is a predicted model, not a curated record. NCBI's taxonomy places the organism in Eukaryota, Fungi, Ascomycota, Sordariomycetes, Diaporthales, Diaporthaceae. The transcript has 6 exons. Gene Ontology annotation, biological process: transport along microtubule. Gene Ontology annotation, cellular component: cytoplasmic dynein complex.